AUGCGAGCAGGCUACAUAGCUGGCAUUGUCUUUGGCAUCCUGGCCAUCUUCUUUGGCUGCCUAACCAUCUACCUCAUCUGGCGGCGCCACAAACAACAGCACGCCAUGGCCGCUUCAGCUAGAAGUCGUCAGGGCCAUAUUAUUGCGCCCUCGGUCGCGCAGCAGCAGGAGGAAGGGCGAGCUGAGAGGACGUCGAGGAGUGGGGGCGAGGGCAAGGAUGGCGUGGAUACGGACGUGGAUGGAGAGCCAUGGCCGUCAAGGAAGGCCAAGAAGGGACGAGGCGGUCAUACAGAGAUGCCGCCCCCUGCGCCGGGGCCAUUUUCCUAUCUGUGA
Messenger RNA from Jaminaea rosea, 333 nucleotides. RefSeq lists its product as hypothetical. The transcript has a single exon. The record is from RefSeq and is a predicted model, not a curated record. The coding region runs from base 1 to 333 and encodes 110 amino acids. NCBI's taxonomy places the organism in Eukaryota, Fungi, Basidiomycota, Exobasidiomycetes, Microstromatales.